CGGUUUUUCCUUUUUCCCCCCUCUUUCGCAAAACCCAGCAAGAUUGACUCAUAAUUCCCUGUUUUCCACAAAGCUGAGCCAUCCCACGUACAUCCAUGGAGACACGAUCCCAGUUGAAAACCCAUUACUGGGUUCGAGCUUCUCCGUCAGAUUUUGGUGGCACACUUCCCCAACCCCGCAGUGGGCAUACAGCUGUGAACAUUGGGAAAUCAAAGAUUGUGGUGUUCGGAGGCUUAGUCGACAGGAAAUUCCUCAGCGACCUCUUUGUUUAUGAUAUCGAGAACAAAUUGUGGUUUCAACCAGAGUGUACAGGCACUGGUUCUGAUGGGCAAGUGGGUCCCAGACCACGAGCAUUUCAUAUUGCCGUUGCAAUUGACUGCCAUAUGUUCAUCUUUGGUGGGAGGUCUGGAGGUAAAAGGCUGGGCGAUUUUUGGGUCCUAGACACUGAUAUUUGGCAAUGGUCAGAACUUACCAGCUUUGGUGACUUGCCUUCGCCGAGGGAUUUUGCUGCUGCUUCAGCCAUUGGCAAUCGUAAAAUUGUAAUGUAUGGCGGCUGGGAUGGUAAAAAAUGGUUGUCAGACGUCUACGUUUUAGACACAAUUUCACUUGAGUGGAUGGAGUUAUCAGUUUCUGGAGUUUUACCCCCUCCAAGAUGUGGACAUACAGCCACUAUGGUAGAGAAACGGUUGCUUGUCUAUGGUGGCAGAGGUGGUGGAGGACCAAUCAUGGGUGAUCUAUGGGCUUUAAAGGGUCUUAUUGAAGACGAGAAUGAAAGUCCAGGUUGGACUCAAUUGAAGCUUCCUGGUCAAGCUCCUGCAGCCAGUUGCGGGCAUACUGUCACAUCUGGGGGGCCUAAUCUUUUAUUAUUUGGAGGGCAUGCAACUGGUGGCUGGUUGAGUCGCUAUGACGUUUACCACAAUGAUUGUGUUGUUUUAGACAGGGUGUCUGUACAAUGGAGACGCCUACCAACUAACAAUGAUCGACCAGCUGCUCGAGCGUAUCAUUCCAUGACUUGUAUUGGUUCACGAUAUUUACUAUUUGGUGGGUUUGAUGGAAAAUCAACCUAUGGUGAUAUUUGGUGGUUGGUUCCAGAAGAGGAUCCUAUUGCAAAGCGUUUGACAAUGUCCUUGCCUGCAGUUAUUCCUGAAAAUAAAAAUGCUUCAAUAGCAAAUGAUAGCUUCAUCUCCCAAGACAAGGAAGGCCAAACUGAAGGAUCUAUAUUCUCAGAAUUGCAUAGAAAGUUAGAAGUUUCUGUUUCGCUUAAUCAUCAUAAGCUAAUCAUGGAUGAGCUGGAGGACAGAGAAUUUGCUGAACUGGCUUCACAAGUUAAUGGAGAAAAGUUUCCCAGCAAUGUACAGGCACUUCGUCACCAUUGGAAAAUGUCCUCACCAGAGUCUAUACAACUGAAAGAGCUUAGUCCCUUACUUCGUGACUACCAACGCCUAAUUAUCCGUCAUCAUCUAAACAAAGUUGAUUUGAAGUCACAGCCUGUGGAAUCUGGCUUUCCUGAAAGAGAGACUUUCCGGUACUAUCAUAUUAGAAAUGCUAUGCAGGGGGGUCUGUCUUCAGCUGCCUUCCACAGAAAAUCCUUCAUAGGACCAGUGUUUUGUAAAGUUUUCUAUGGCAAAUGACUACACUGCGCAUUGAUGAUAUCCCAAGUUUACUGGCAGAGUACAAGGAGCUGUUAUCAUAUGUAAAAGAAAACUGAAAGCUUAAACAGAAUUCUGUGAAGCAUUGUGAAUUGGAUCUUUCAUUUUCUAAUUGCCUUGUUAAGGUAUUAGAUAGCUGUUCAUUCCCAAGUGCCUGACGAUGUCUGUUUUCUUCAGCUUAAACAGGCAACUACAUAUUAUACCUAUUUGUGAACUGGCGGAGCAGACUACGAGUUAAUGGAUCUUCUCUUUGUGCAACAUUUCAUUUGUUUUAGACUAGCGAGGAUAGAAAAGUCAAUGCAAAAGUAACGUUAAAAAAAAAAACUUGUUCUGCGAGUCUCUUUUAUUUUGGAUAAGGUUCUGUGACUCUGUUGAAUCUCAUUUUCUGGGUGGAAUUCAGGAUUGCAAAUGCCAACUAUGUAUCUUGAUUUGUUGGAAGUUUGUAUUAGAAGCUU
Molecule: messenger RNA, 2104 nt
Organism: Coffea arabica (coffee)
Lineage: Eukaryota; Viridiplantae; Streptophyta; Magnoliopsida; Gentianales; Rubiaceae
Source: RefSeq, a predicted model, not a curated record